UAGAGAGAGUUGAGAGAGAGUGAAGCACAAGGAAAAUGAAAAUGAUAGUAAUCAAUCAGUAGUUGUUGAAUGUUGAUAUCCUUCUUCUAUCUUGCGGUAACUUACUUCUUCUCCUUAAUUUUCAAACAAAAGCCCAAUCCGCGCCUAGCUUCAGCUUCCACUUUCUCAGUUACCAAACCACCAGCAGCAACAACGACAACAACAACCACCACCACUUUCUUUUCUUUUACCUCUCUCUGUUAAAACCCAAGCUUCUCUGCUCUUCUGUUGCUGCAUCGUUUUCCUUCAUCCUAAUCUCAACUGAUUAGACAAUGCGAUUAAUUUUUCCCUGCUAAAUUAAUCAAACUAUCUUUGUCUGUUUCUGAGUUUCUUUCUCUCUCACUUUUAUCACACAUCAUGGAAACAUCAUCCGAGAAUUGUAGUGUUAAGGUUGCCGUUCACAUACGUCCCUUAAUUGGCGAUGAACGUGCCCAAGGUUGUAAAGAAUGUGUUACUGUCACGCCUGGAAAGCCUCAGGUACAAAUUGGCACACAUUCCUUCACGUUUGAUCAUGUCUAUGGAAAUGGUGGCUCUCCGUCCUCUGCCAUGUUUGAAGAAUGUGCGGCUCCUCUUGUUGAGGGUUUAUUCCAAGGAUAUAAUGCUACCGUGCUUGCUUAUGGUCAGACAGGAUCUGGCAAAACAUACACCAUGGGUACUGGCCUUAAAGAAGGUACUCAGACAGGAUUGAUUCCUCAAGUAAUGAAUGCAUUAUUCAAUAAAAUUGAUACAUUGAGACAUCAAACAGAGUUCCAAUUACAUGUUUCCUUCAUUGAGAUUUUCAAGGAAGAAGUGAGGGACUUGCUGGAUUCUGUAUCUGUGAAUAAGUCAGUGAUUACUAAUGGACACUCUGGGAAAGUUAAUGUUCCUGGAAGGCCUCCAAUACAAAUUCGUGAAUCAUCAAAUGGAGUCAUAACACUAGCAGGAUCAACUGAAGUUGCCAUUAAUACUUUACAAGAAAUGGCUGCUUGCCUGGAGCAAGGAUCAUUAAGCCGGGCAACGGGAAGUACAAAUAUGAACAACCAAUCCAGUCGGUCCCAUGCAAUCUUCACAAUCACAUUAGAACAGAUGCGUAAAGUCCAUUCAGUUUCUCCUGAUAAUGACACUCCAGAUGAAGAUAUGGGUGAAGAAUAUUUCUGUGCAAAGCUGCAUUUGGUUGAUCUUGCUGGAUCAGAACGAGCUAAGAGAACAGGUUCUGACGGUCUACGUUUGAAAGAAGGUAUUCAUAUUAACAGAGGACUUCUUGCACUUGGUAAUGUCAUCAGCGCAUUAGGAGAUGAGAAAAAGCGGAAAGAGGGUGUGCAUGUUCCAUACCGAGACAGUAAAUUGACUCGACUCUUACAGGAUUCGCUUGGUGGGAACAGCAAAACUGUCAUGAUAGCUUGUGUAAGUCCUGCUGACAUCAAUGCUGAGGAAAGUCUUAACACUCUGAAAUAUGCAAACCGUGCUCGUAAUAUUCAGAAUAAACCUGUUGUUAAUAGAGAUUUAAUAUCCAAUGAGAUGCAAAAGAUGCGUGAGCAGCUAAAGUUCUUACAAGCUGAACUUGGUGCUCGUGCUGGAGAAUCUCCAUCAGAUACAGUGCAGGUUCUCAAAGAUAGAAUUGCUUGGCUGGAGGCUACCAAUGAAGACCUUUGUCGAGAACUUCAUGAAUAUCGCAGCAGACGUGCAGUUGUGGGGGACAGUGAAAUUGAUGCUCAAGAAGGUCCUGGCUGUAUUGUCAAAAGCGAUGGUCUUAAGAGGGGCUUUCAGAGUAUGGACUCAUCUGACUACCAAAUGGAUGAAGUCACAUCAGAUGGAAAUUCUGGGGAAAUGGAAGAAGUAGCAAAAGAAUUGGAGCAUGCACUUCGGCGAAGUACCAUGGAUAAAGAAUUGAAUGAGUUGAACAAGCGUUUGGAGCAGAAAGAGUCUGAGAUGAAACUCUUUGGAGGGAUUGACCCUCAAGCACUCAAGCAGCACUUUGGGAAGAAAAUUGUUGAACUCGAAGAAGAGAAAAGGAUUGUGCAGCAAGAGAGAGACCGUUUGUUGACUGAAGUGGAGAACCUUGCUGCCAAUUCUGAUGGUCAUAUGAACAAAACGCAAGAUAUUCAUGCUCAGAAAUUAAAAUCACUUGAGGCACAGAUUUUAGAACUUAAGAAGAAACAAGAAAGCCAGGUUGAGCUUUUAAAGCAAAAACAAAAAAGCGAUGAAGCAGCAAAGCGGUUGCAGGCUGAAAUUCAGUAUAUCAAGGCUCAAAAGGUUCAGCUGCAACAUAAGAUAAAACAAGAAUCAGAGCAAUUCCGACAAUGGAAGGCCUCUAGAGAGAAGGAAUUGCUUCAGCUCAAGAAGGAGGGAAGGAGAAAUGAAUAUGAGCGACAUAAACUUGAAGCACUGAAUCAACGCCAGAAAAUGGUUCUUCAAAGAAAGACUGAGGAGGCGGCAAUGGCUACCAAAAGGCUAAAGGAGUUGCUGGAAGCCCGCAAGUCAUCUACACGUGACAGCUCAGUUAAUUCCAAUGGACAUACACCAAAUGGACAGAGCAAUGAAAAAUCUCUCCAAAAGUGGCUUGACCACGAGCUAGAAGUCACGGUGAAUGUGCAUGAAGUUCGUUUUAAAUAUGAGAAGCAAAGCCAAGUGCAAGCUGCAUUGGCACAGGAGUUAUCUGUAUUGAAACAAGUGGAACAGUUGUCAUUAAAUGGCCAUAGUCCCCAGAGAGGGAAAAAUGGACAGUCCAGAUUGUUAUCCUUAUCACCAAAUGCAAGAAUGGCUAGAAUGGCUUCUCUGGAGAACAUGCUGAGCAUGUCUUCAAAUGCACUCAUGGCGAUGGCUUCACAACUUUCAGAGGCAGAGGAAAGAGAGCGUUCCUUAAUUGGUCGUGGGCGUUGGAACCAUUUGCGCUCUAUGGGAGAUGCUAAGUACUUGCUUCAGUAUAUGUUUAAUGUUGCUGCACAAACAAGGUGCCAGUUGUGGGAAAAAGAUAUGGAAAUUAAAGACAUCAAAGAGCAACUAAAUGAGCUUGUAGCUUUAUUACAGCAAAGUGAAGCCCAGAGAAAAGAACUCAUUAAGGAGCAAAAGAUCAGAGAGCAAGCUGUUGCCAUUGCCUUGGCUACACCACCUUCGGGGAACUCACGCAAUUCAUCAAAACACUUUGUGGACGAAAUGAGUGGACCCUUAUCUCCAGUGUCACUUCCAGCACCAAAACAACUCAAAUUUACACCUGGCAUUGCUAAUGGGUCAGUUAAAGGGUCAGCAGCAUUCUUAGACCAAACGAGAAAGAUGGUUCCAGUUGGCCACUUGUCAAUGAAGAAACUGGCUACCGUAGGUCAAACUGGUAAACUGUGGAGGUGGAAGAGGAGCCAUCAUCAGUGGCUACUUCAGUUCAAAUGGAAGUGGCAGAAGCCUUGGAAACUCUCAGAAUGGAUCAAGCACAGUGAUGAGACAAUCAUGAGGUCAAGGCCCCGUCAACAGGCUCUAAUAGAUGUGAUAUAACAUGACAACCUCAUCUUCACCAGCUCUCUUUUUCCUGUAUAUACAUCUAGAUUGCUAUAUAAGAUCUGACCUAUGGCCGAGUGAUAACAAGAAUGACUGCAGACAUGUUGUGAAUAGGGAAGAGGAGGUUGGUGCUUCCAUUGUGUAAUGGUAUUGACUAUUGACACGUUAGAUUGCAAUUUGCGCGACUCACCUGAUGUUAUCUUCAAGUUUUAUAGUGAUAAUUGAGAGCAUCUUGUGAGGCUGGUGGGUUCACAUGAAGAUACAGAAAGUAGCAAAAGGGUGACUAAGAAUCGUUGCAUAUGUUGUAGAUGUGAUAAUGUAUUUUGUUGUAUUCUUUUUAAGGUUUUGUUAGUUAUAAUGAAAGGGAAGAAAUUCUCUUGCUAAGUCAAUAGUUUUGUGCAACAUCGAGCUUUCAAAUUAUUAUUAUUUUUUUC
Pistacia vera is the source of this 3938-nucleotide messenger RNA. Its product is annotated as kinesin-like protein KIN-4A. The transcript has 26 exons. The coding region runs from base 397 to 3501 and encodes 1034 amino acids. Lineage: Eukaryota; Viridiplantae; Streptophyta; Magnoliopsida; Sapindales; Anacardiaceae. The record is from RefSeq and is a predicted model, not a curated record. Gene Ontology annotation, biological process: microtubule-based movement; mitotic spindle organization. Gene Ontology annotation, molecular function: microtubule motor activity; ATP binding; microtubule binding.